This is a messenger RNA of Agrilus planipennis (emerald ash borer), 588 nucleotides long. RefSeq names its product peptidyl-prolyl cis-trans isomerase FKBP1A. The record is from RefSeq and is a predicted model, not a curated record. The transcript has 3 exons. Bases 163 to 588 code for a protein of 141 amino acids. Gene Ontology annotation, molecular function: peptidyl-prolyl cis-trans isomerase activity. Lineage: Eukaryota; Metazoa; Arthropoda; Insecta; Coleoptera; Buprestidae.
AUGAAUGACGCCAUUUAUUUUUGGAUUUGCCAGACUAAGGUGUCGUUUUUUAAUUCGGUAUUUUCAUUCACAUUUAAACUAGAACGGUUGUUUUAAAAUACAAUUGUUAUUUGCUAAUUAAAUACGUAACCGUCUAGAAAACUGUGUAAAGUUUCUAAAAUAAUGGGUGUUCAAAUCGAAAGCAUUUCUCCUGGAGAUGGACAAACUUUUCCAAAAACCGGCCAAACAGUUGUCGUUCAUUACACAGGAACACUAGAAAAUGGAAAGAAGUUUGAUUCUUCAAGAGACCGAGGUACCCCUUUUAAAUUUCAUAUUGGCAAAGGAGAAGUAAUAAAAGGAUGGGAUGAAGGAGUUGCACAGGUUUGUAUUAACAACAAAUGGCUUCAUUCUCAAAUCUGGGGAGUUGAAGGUGACUGCUAUAGGAAGACUUCCGUGGGCUUGAGAGAAGUCCAUCAGUUGGCCAAUGGGAUUAUCACACCCGAAGAGGUCAACUGUGCGAUCACAAGAUCCAUUAGUCCUUUUACAUCAACAAGGACUAAUGAUACUUAUAUCCGGUCCUGCUCCAAAGGACAAACGUCAUCCCUAUGA